AGAGGAAAGGCGGAGGAGGAUAGCGGGGGAAAUAUGAAAAAAGAUUUAAAAAAUGGAAUCUAAAAUUUUGAAAUGAAAACAAUCAGACAAGGGUGCGCAAAAAGCGCGUAAAUCAAGUCAGUAGAGAUCUCGUCCAGUCCAUGAAAACUGAGGAACGACGGCCGGUAGAUUUCCCACACUUGUUCUAGUAGGGUUUCAGUCACAUAACAGCUCAAAGAUUGAAUGUUAACGCUGUAUCUGUAUCUGAGGCUCCAACAGUGACAAGUAGCAAGAUUCUGCGCAGAGUUCACUAAAAUGGGAAGAAGUCUAGGUCCAAUACUACGUCAGGAGUUGGAGAAUCUUGACAAGGAUGCUGAUAGUAGGAAAUCAGCUAUGAAAGCACUGAAAUCUUACGUUAAAGACUUGGAUUCAAAGGCAAUACCCAUCUUUCUUGCUCAGGUUUCCGAAACCAAACAAACUGGUACAUCGUAUGGCGAGCACACAAUUUCACUAUAUGAGGUUCUUGCUCGAGUUCAUGGGCCAAAAAUCGUCCCUCAGAUUGAAAAUAUUAUGAACACCAUUGUCAAGACCUUGUCCCUUAGCGCCGGUGCAUUUGCUCUUCACCAGGCUUGCUCUAAGGUGGUUCCGGCUAUAGCAAGGUAUGCAAUUGACCCAACAACGGAGGAGGAUAGGAAGAGAUACGUUAUUCAUUCUUUGUGCAAGCCCCUUUCAGAUUGUCUUUUGGGUAGCCUAGAAAAUCUGUCUUCUGGUGCUGCACUUUGUUUACAGAUGCUUGUUGAAUCUGAUAAUUGGAGAUUUGCUUCGAACGAAAUGGUAAAUGAAGUAUGCCAGAGAGUUACAGGUGCUUUGGAGCAGCAUUCACAGACAAAUUCCCACAUGGCCUUAGUUACGGCUUUGGCUAAGCACAAUAGCCUAGUCGUUGAAGCUUAUGCCAGGCUCUUGAUACAGUCUGGACUGCAAAUUCUAGAUGCUGGUUUCGCUGACGCAAAUUCUCAGAAGCAGUUAUCAGCCAUACAUAUGGUGAGUUCUUUAAUGAGAUGCUUGGAUCCCAAAAGUAUAUUGUCUGAGUUGGAGUUGGUAAUUAAGGAAAUGGACAAGUGCCAGUCUGAUCGAAUGCCGUUCGUUACUGGGGCUGCUUUUGAAGCACUACAAAUUGCAAAGAGAAUAUGUGCUGAGAAAGGCUCAAAACUGGAGAGAGAUAUAAGUUCAGCCACCGGCUCAAACUUUGGCAGAAGAGAAAACACUAGGAGGAGAAACAUUUGUAGUUCUGGAGACCAAUCACCUUUCACUGCCUCACCUGAAUCACAAACCGUUGAUUCUUUUGCUGGUUAUGACUAUUUUAUUGAAUCACCAAAUUCGACGAAUCAGGACUAUCAAAGUGUGGAUUCUGAUCGCAGGAGUGUGAAUCGUAGACUCUGGCGUAGGCGUGAGAAUGGAGUCGUAGAUGUAUCUCUUAAAGAUGGCAUAUUCGCAGAUAUAACUCGAGGAAGUGACAUAAUGAGCUCCGAGUAUGAUGAUUUUUCUCACAACCAUGGAGAUUAUUAUAUGGAGAAUUUUACAGGUUUUGUUCAAGGUAGUGCUGAAAAUAAAUUUCUUGGAAGCAAUACGCCAAAUCCGCAGAGAUCGAACUCGCACAUUAAUGUUGAUGAUGUGAAGAUUUUCACUACCCCAAGAAAGCUCAUUCGCUCACUUCAGGAUCAAGAUGAUUCAAAUUCGGGCUUCUCCAAGAAACAAGUGGGGCGGUUCAGAAGUCCACAGACAAGCACAUUUGAGUGGACACCUACAUCAAUGCGUCAACAAAAUUGUUUUCAUCAGGACAUCAAUUAUGACAAGAACGAGGAGAAAUUGUCUUCUCGUGGUGAACAGUACCAUGGUACCUCGGAAUCAGUUUCCUCCACGGAAGAUGUAUUCAGUGAAAAAGAUAUAAGAUUGUCUGCAGAAGAGAAACCUCAAAUUCAAUUAGUCAACGUUCAACACAACCAUAAGAAAUCCAUCCGCAACAUUGCCUGUGGUUUUUCCCUUCUUCUACUUGCAGCAUUUUUGUGUUUGUUGGCAAUAGGUGAUUAUGAUGAUAAUCACUACACUCUUGUCCCAACCUAGAUUUUUGUUCGCCUUUAUGAUGUGGUGUUCUUUGCAACACCUUAGUAACAUUUGAACAUUAUUCUAAGUUGGGAUGUCCUUUUCAGAACAAUGCUUCUUGUUGAAACUGUAUGUUCUAUCCGUUUUUUUUUUA
This is a messenger RNA of Erythranthe guttata (spotted monkey flower), 2233 nucleotides long. Its product is annotated as ARM repeat superfamily protein. The record is from RefSeq and is a predicted model, not a curated record. Gene Ontology annotation, molecular function: microtubule binding. Gene Ontology annotation, cellular component: microtubule. NCBI's taxonomy places the organism in Eukaryota, Viridiplantae, Streptophyta, Magnoliopsida, Lamiales, Phrymaceae.